This is a messenger RNA of Culicoides brevitarsis, 8838 nucleotides long. It is a transcript of the gene Nf1, whose product is annotated as neurofibromin. Gene Ontology annotation, biological process: regulation of GTPase activity. The transcript has 13 exons. NCBI's taxonomy places the organism in Eukaryota, Metazoa, Arthropoda, Insecta, Diptera, Ceratopogonidae. Bases 80 to 8635 code for a protein of 2851 amino acids. The record is from RefSeq and is a predicted model, not a curated record.
UUUUCACGAAACAUCAGCUCCAGCUUUUCGUCGAAUUUUUCCUGCAAAAUCAAUGAAUUAAAAGUGAAAAUAUCGCAAAAUGACGACGCAAAAGCCAAGUGAAUGGGCGAUAUGUUUGCUCGGGCGUUUCGAGGAGCAGUUGCCAUAUCGCACUGGCCCGCACGGAACACAGGCAAGACUGCAAAUCGACCAAACGAUGGCAUGUCUCAUCCAUAUCUCGAAAUAUCGCUUUUCGCUGAUUAUUUCCAACUUGACCAAGAUGCUGCAACGAGUUAAUGAUCCUCAGCAGCAACCUCAACCGAGUCGUCCUCACGAUCCCGAACGAAUUUUUGAGUCUCUCAUCAUAAUUUUGCAAACACUUGAACGAUGUCUCUCCGGACAGACCAAAGACACCGCCCGUUACGAAGAAGCGAUGAACGUAAAGUUACUUUUACGCGAAAUUUGCCAAUUUAUCGAUGAGAAAAACGAAAGUAAUCCAAGUGCGCAAGCGUUAAAGGCUUUGGCAUCAAAAGUUCUCUUCGCACUGUCACAAAAUCACUUUACCGCGGUAUUUAAUCGCAUUUCGGCGAGACUACAAGAACUGUCGGCAUGUUGCGAAGAAAAUCCCGACUAUAGUGACAUCGAGCUAAUACAACACAUUGACUUGGAUGUGCAUAAAUUGACCAAAUUACUCACGGAAGCCAUCCAAAAAUUCAAGUUACUCAAAAAAUCCGCACAUUUAGUCCUUUUAACGUCCCUCGAGAAGGCGCUAUGGAACUGGAUCGAAUUUCAUCCGAAGGAAUUUGAGGAUUUACAACGAAAUCCGAACGAGGAACUCUCUAAAUGCAGCGAACAAUUCUUCGAUAUCCUCGAUUCGUAUGCGGAAAACAAGAAAAGUCGCUCUACUGUGUGGCCCCUUCAAAUAAUGUUGCUAAUUUUGAGCCCCAAGGUGUUGGAAGAGAUCGUAAAUGCUGACACAGGUGCCCCAUGUUCGCCACGUCACCUAAAAAAGAAACAUUUCAUGGACUUGAUUAAACGUAACCUGGGUCAGGCGUCGAAACAACUCACAGAAUCCGCUGCAAUUGCUUGCGUGAAACUUUGUAAGGCAUCAACUUACAUCAACAUCAACGAUUCGAACAACGUGACGUUCCAGCUGGUUCAAAGUGUGAUCAACGACUUGAAAUCCCUGCUUUUCAAUCCGUCAAAGCCAUUUUCGCGAGGUCAGGGCUACAAUAAUGCCGAUAUCGAUCUCAUGAUCGAUUGUUGGGUUUCCUGUUUCCGCAUCAAGCCACACAAUAAUGAAGCUCUCAAAGUAUGUCUUUUGAUGUCAUCGCCCCCGAGUUAUCAUUUUGUCAUCGUGAAUUCGCUUUAUAAGAUUGUGACGCAACCGCGACUUAGUUGGUGGCCUCAGAUAGAUUUGGUUUAUGCGCGAUCUGGGGAGCUACGAGCACUUUUUACGGAUACUUUGAACAAAGCAACGCAAGGAUAUAUUGCACAUACGCCUCUAAGGAUGAUCACUUCUCUCACGUUGAAGUCAAAAGACACCCAAAGUCGCUUAAAUCGCCCCGAGGAAGGUGUCGCCCAUCGACAACUUUUGUUACUUUUGGUCAGAUUAAUCCACGCUGACCCGAUGUUGAUGCUAAAUUCCCUUGGAAAAGCCGGGCAUGAAGUUCAAAGUUCAACAUUGGAGCUCAUUAAUGGUCUUGUGAGUCUCGUACAUCAACCAACGAUGCCCGAUGUGGCGCAAGAAGCCAUGGAAGCUCUCCUCGCAUUACAUGCCCCCGACAAAAUUGAGGUUUGGAACCCCGAAUCGCCGAUAAAUACCUUCUGGGAUGUCAGUUCUCAAGUACUUUUCUCCAUUUCGCAAAAACUCAUCCAACAUCAGAUCGGGAAUUACAGCGAUGUGCUUAAAUGGCUGCGGGAAAUCCUAAUUUGUCGCAAUAGUUUCCUUCAGAGACACAAAGAUUACGCAAAUGUUGGCAGUCAAAUCGCGAUUUGCCGUCAAGCCCAUAUCAAAUUGGAAGUUGUCUUCUUCAUGUACUUGUGGUCGAUCGAUUUGGAUGCGUGCAUGGCGUCCCUUUCGUGUUUCGGGCUUUUGUGUGAGGAAGCGGAAAUUCGAUCGGGAUCCGAUGAGUUGACAGUUCAGUAUAUUUUGCCGAAUUAUCAGAGUUUUCAGGAGCUGGCACAAGCUUCGAGUUCAUUAUCGACGGGAAAUGUUGAGUCGCGGUACUGCUUUUAUGAACAUACGCAAGGGCGACAGGCAUUGCAGAAGCAUAUUAUGUCGAUUUUACGCCGGAUCGAGCAUUGUGUGAACGGCGUACAGCCCGGAUGGGAAGAAACUUUCCGCAAUUGGGAGGGAAUGUCGAAGUUGCUGCAAACGUAUCCCAAGGGGAAACAAGAUGACGCACAAACGGAGGUCUUUCAUCGUACCAUGGGCAAACGGAGAGCAAGUCAUCAAAGCUCCGAACACGAUUUGGAGGAACAAAUCAUGGAAUGGAAAAAUAUGACGUGGUUCCUUCUCGCUUUGGGAGGCGUUUGUUUGCAACGCCCACGCACAAUUCGUUCGGGACAAAGCAAUUUGGGGUCGGCGAUGGGUUCUUUUGUGCAAUCAACGACGUCACUUUCGUCAACAACGAGUUCCGGGCGCGGUUCGAUGAUUUCGCAUCCCAUGUCGGUGUCGUCAAUUGUCUCCUCAAUCGGAGCAGGAGCUCAAGAAGUGCAAUAUUGUCCCGUUACACAGUUCAUUGGGCAACUUUUGCGUCUUUUGGUGUGCAAUAACGAGAAAUUUGGACCGCAAAUUCAAAAAUACGUCAAAGAACUCAUCGGAGAAGAAAUGUCGGCGCAACUUUAUCCAAUAUUAUUCGACCAAAUUCGAUCAAUUGUCGAGAAAUUCUUCGAUCAACAGGGUCAAGUCGUCGUUACGGACAUCAAUACGCAAUUUAUCGAACACACAAUUUACAUCAUGAAAUCCAUACUGGAUGGAAGGCAAAGUAAGGAUCACACGGAGCAACCAUCGUCGUCAGAACAUCUCGGAGUGACGAGUAUCGAAGGUAUGAUGUUGGCAAUUGUGCGUUUUGUGCGUCAUCUUGAUAUGACCGUGCAUGCCAUUCACAUAAAAACGCGAUUGUGUCAACUUGUCGAAGUCAUGAUGAAACGCAGAGAUGAUCUGGCGUUCCGACAAGAGAUGAAAUUCCGUAAUAAACUCGUGGAAUAUUUAACGGAUUGGGUUAUGGGCACGUCGCAUCAAAUUGCGCCGCCUUCCAGUGGCGAUGUUACAAUUAUUACGCGUGAUUUGGAUCAAGCUUGCAUGGAAGCAGUUGCUGCGUUAUUGCGAGGAUUGCCGUUGCAACCUGAAGAAUCGGAUCGGGGUGACUUGAUGGAUGCAAAAAGUGCGUUGUUCUUGAAAUAUUUCACACUUUUCAUGAAUUUGUUGAAUGAUUGCGUCGAUGGAUCGGAAGCUGACAAAGAUGCGAUAAUUGCGGUUCAUUCGCUGAGACCGAGAGUUGCUGCGGGAAAAUUGAGUGCGUUGAGGAAUGCGACAAUUCAGGCGAUGUCGAACUUGUUGAGUGCUAAUAUUGAUUCGGGAUUGAUGCAUUCAAUUGAUCUGGGUUACAAUCCUGACUUACAAACACGAGCAGCUUUCAUGGAAGUACUUACCCAAAUCUUGCAACAAGGAACAGAGUUCGAUACAUUAGCAGAAACUGUUUUAGCGGAUCGCUUUGAACAACUUGUUCAACUUGUGACAAUGAUCAGCGACAAAGGCGAACUCCCGAUAGCAAUGGCAUUAGCAAAUGUCGUUCUCUCGUCACAAAUGGAUGAAUUGGCGCGUGUUUUGGUAACAUUAUUCGAUGCCAAACACUUACUUUCCCCGUUAUUAUGGAAUAUGUUCUACCGCGAAGUAGAGGUUUCGGAUUGUAUGCAAACUUUAUUCCGUGGAAACUCAUUGGGGAGUAAAAUUAUGGCAUUUUGUUUCAAGAUUUAUGGCGCAAGUUACUUACAAGCGUUGUUAGAACCCCUCAUCAGACCAUUACUUGAUGAUCCAACGACGAGUUUCGAGGUUGAUCCUGCCCGUUUGGAAGCUAAUGAAGACAUCGAACUCAAUCGACGCAACUUAAUCGCUCUCACACAGAAGGUUUUCGAUGCAAUUAUCAGUUCUGCGGAUCGUUUUCCUCCCCAAUUGCGUUCCAUGUGUCAUUGUUUGUACCAAGUACUUAGCAAACGCUUCCCAACACAACUCCAAAACAACAUUGGCGCCGUUGGAACGGUAAUUUUCCUUCGUUUCAUCAAUCCAGCGAUUGUUUCGCCGCAAGAAACGGGCAUUUUGGACAAACAAGUCCCGCCGCAAGUGAAACGCGGUUUAAUGUUGAUGUCAAAAAUUCUUCAGAACAUUGCAAAUCACGUGGAAUUCACAAAAGAGCAACACAUGGUGUGUUUCAACGACUUCCUAAAAGCACAUUUUGAAGCUGGCCGAAGAUUUUUCAUCCAAAUCGCGUCAGAUUGCGAAUCUUUGGAUCAAACUGCGCAUAGUAUGAGUUUCAUCUCAGAUGCAAAUGUUUUAGCACUUCAUCGUCUUUUAUGGUCACAUCAAGAAAAAAUCGGCGAUUACUUAAGCAGCAGUCGAGAUCACAAAGCCGUUGGUCGAAGACCUUUCGAUAAAAUGGCAACACUUUUGGCGUAUUUGGGACCUCCGGAACACAAACCCGUCGAUUCUCACUUACUUUUUUCAUCGUACGCCCGCUGGAAUUCAAUUGACAUGUCCUCGACAAACUUCGAGGAGAUCAUGGUGAAGCACCAAAUGCACGAAAAAGAAGAAUUCAAAACACUCAAGUCGAUGAACAUCUUUUACCAAGCUGGAACAAGUCGUGCGGGACAUCCCGUUUUCUACUACAUCGCACGUCGUUACAAAAUUGGCGAGACAAAUGGCGAUCUCUUGAUGUAUCACGUCAUUUUAACGCUAAAACCCUUCUGUCAAUCACCUUUUGAGAUUGUCAUCGAUUUUACACACACCUCUUCGGAUAAUCGCUUCCGCACGGAAUACCUCCAAAAAUGGUUCUACGUCUUACCGAAAGUCGCUUACGAGAAUUUACAUGCCGCCUACAUCUACAAUUGCAAUUCAUGGGUUCGGGAGUACACAAAGUUCCAUGAUCGCAUUUUGGCGCCUUUGAAAGGUAAUCGUAAGCUAGUUUUUCUGGAUUCGCCGGCGAAGUUGAAUGAUGUCAUCGAUAUUGAGCAACAAAAACUGCCGGGAGCGACUUUAUCGUUGGAUGAGGACUUGAAAGUCUUCAAUAACGCCCUGAAAUUGAGUCAUAAAGACACAAAAGUCGCUAUUAAGGUUGGUCCAACUGCACUUCAGAUCACGUCAGCGGAAAAAACAAAAGUUCUUGCACACUCCGUACUGCUAAAUGACGUCUAUUACGCCUCAGAGAUCGAGGAAGUUUGUCUCGUCGACGAUAAUCAGUUCACGUUGUCCAUCGCAAACGAAAGUAGUCAACUGAGCUUCAUCCAUAACGAUUGCGACAACAUUGUGCAAGCAAUUAUCCACAUCCGGAACCGCUGGGAGCUCAGUCAACCAGAUUCAGUAACAGUUCAUCAAAAAAUUCGCCCGAAAGAUGUCCCCGGAACACUUUUGAACAUGGCAUUGUUGAAUUUGGGCAGUUCUGACCCGAAUUUACGAACUGCAGCGUAUAACCAAUUAUGCGCUUUGACAGCAACGUUCGAUCUGAAGAUCGAAGGACAACUUUUGGAGACUUCUGGGUUGUGUAUCCCGUCGAAUAACACAAUUUUCAUCAAGGCAGUUAGCGAAAAACUCGCAACGAAUGAACCACACUUGACUCUGGAGUUUUUGGAAGAAUGCAUUCAAGGCUUCCAACGCAGCACAAUCGAGCUGAAACAUUUGUGUCUCGAAUACAUGACGCCGUGGCUCCCGAACUUGGUGCGACACAAGACAACGGACGAGAUGAAACGUCGCAAAGUUUCGCAAAUUUUGGAAAAGUUGAUAAAUUUGACGGUUGAACAGCGGGAGAUGUAUCCGUCGAUUCAGGCAAAAAUUUGGGGAUCAAUUGGACAAAUACCGGAAUUAAUCGACAUGGUGUUGGAUAAUUUCAUCCAGAAAAGUGUCGCAGCUGGUUUGGGAACAAUUCAAGUGGAAAUUAUGGCAGAUACGGCAGUUGCUUUGGCAUCGGCGAACGUUCAGCUCGUCGCGAAGAAGGUAAUUGGGCGAUUGUGUCGCGUCAUUGACAAAACUUGCACAUCGCCGUACCAAUAUCUCGAGCAGCACAUGUUAUGGGACGAUAUUGCGAUAUUGGCGCGUUACCUGCUCAUGUUGUCGUUCAACAAUUGCUUGGAUGUCGCACGACAUUUGCCCUAUUUGUUCCAUAGCGUGACAUUUCUCGUGUGUACGGGCAGUCUUUCGAUGCGCGCAUCCACGCACGGGCUCGUCAUCAACAUCAUCCACUCCCUAUGUACCUGCACAAAACCGUCCUUUUCGGAAGACACGCAGCGCGUUCUUCGUCUCUCCUUGGAUGAAUUUUCACUCCCCAAAUUUUACCUUCUCUUCGGCAUCAGCAAAGUAAAAUCCGCAGCAGUUACGGCAUUUCGCAGUAGUUGUCGUCACCCGAAUGAUCGAUGGCUCGGCAAUGAACGUGUUUCGCAAAACCCGCCGGCAGAUCGUGAAAGACUCGCCUUGCCAUCGUUGGAAGUCAUCACAGAUGCGCUACUUGAGAUAAUGGAAGCUUGCAUGCGAGACAUUCCGGAUUGUGAUUGGCUUCAGACGUGGACUGCGCUUGCGAAGAGUUUCGCCUUUUGCUAUAAUCCGGCGUUGCAACCGCGAGCGUUAAUUGUUUUUGGGUGCAUCACGAAAACCAUCACAGAUCAAGAUGUCAAGCAGUUAUUGAGGAUUUUGGUCAAGGCGUUGGAGUCUUUUAAUAUUGUCUUGCUCGAAGCUCUUGUCAUGUGUCUCACGCGAUUGCAACCGUUGUUGAGACCAGAAUCGCCAAUUCAUAGGGCUCUCUUUUGGGUAGCUGUUUCAGUAUUACAGUUGGAUGAAGCAACGUUGUAUGCCGCGGGAUUGGCAUUGUUGGAACAAAAUUUGCAUACGCUUAGUUCGCAGGGAUUGUUCGAUAAACAGAACUUGGCUGACGUAAUGAUGAGUACACGUGAACCGCUGGAAUGGCAUUUCAAGCAACUAGAUCACGCGGUAGGCUUGAGCUUCAAAAGUAACUUCCAUUUCGCCCUUGUUGGACAUUUAUUGAAGGGCUUCCGUCAUCCAACUCCAACAACAGUCUCCCGAACAUCUCGUGUACUCGCGAUGUUACUUGCAAUUGUCGCCAAACCCUUAAGACGCGAUAAAUUUGAAGUCACCGCUGAUAGUGUGGCCUAUUUAACGGCUCUUGUUUGCGUUUCUGAUGAAGUAAGAUCACGUUGCCAUGUCAAACAUUCGAUUCCCCGAUGGCCUGAAGCGCCCAACGAAGCGAUGAUUGAUCCUCCAAGCGGUCAAAAUGUUCGUCGACAGAAAUCGUGGGAUAUGUUGGAUCAAAGUGCCAUCACAUAUGCUCGUCAACACAAAGUUCAACCACAUCAGGAACCGGCAAUCAAGGGAGGCAAAUCGUGGCGCAGUCUCGACUUGAGUCACAAUCCAAGUAGUUCGAGUGGCGCAUCCUCUGCCGUCACGAUAUCCAAUUUUAGUAGUAGUAGUAGUACUGGCGCGACAACACAAAAUUCUCUCCUCACAGUUAGCUCGCAUCGCAAUCAUUAUGAUUUUAAGACGCGUCGCUCGUCGUCCGAGCCGGUGCACGACCAGCAGGUUUUCCUGAGUGCCUUCGGUUCGGCGGAGAACGCGACGACGUCAACAUCGAGCACUGCGUCGACCUCGUCGAAAGUCCUUACUCCCACAAACAGUAAAGACGCGACUUGCGAUUUAUUACCCGAGGACGAUGUUCCGUCAAAAGAAGACCGUUUUAUUGAUUGUCUACAAAAUAUGACAGACAUAAAUAAAGAACGUGGGUCCCGUGCUUCAGUUUCGAACGAGUCGAAUGUCUUGUUGGACCCCGAAGUGCUUCCGGAUCCGUCAACACAGGCCUUGGUCCUUACCGUACUCGCAACAAUGGUCAAGUAUUCCACAUCUGACGAGGAAACGCGUGUCCUGUAUCAAUAUCUGGCGGAAGGGUCUGUCGUUUUUCCAAAAGUUUUUCCAGUUAUUCACUCACUUUUGGAUCAAAAAAUCAACAAUGUCCUGUCGGUGAUCAAUAACGAUCAGGUCAUCUUGGCUUCCGUGCAAAGUAUCAUCCAGAACAUGUUGGCAUCCGAGGAUUCGGGACAGCAGCCAUUGCAUUUCUUGCAAACUUGUGGAUUUGGAGGGUUAUGGAGGUUUGCGGGACCAUUCACAAAUUGCAACAUGAUGGUCGAAUCAUCCGAGCUUUUCGUCAAUUGCCUGGAAGCAAUGGUCGAAACUUGCUUAUUUAGUGUUGAGGAAACACCUCCGGUUCCUCUCUCACCGCGACCAUACAACUUGAGCUCGAGUUUGAGCAGCUUAACGCUCGGCUCGCCAACGGACAAAGCAUUCUCUUCGGAGUCUUUGGAACAUCACGAGAUCGGCAGUAUUAGUUCACUCAGACGUGGAUCAUUCUCAAAGCCAAAAUCUGCAUUUGCAUUAAAAUAAGCAAACAUUGAAUUAUUAACUGUCUAAAAAAAUUAAAAAUAUAUAUAUUACCUUAAUAAGCAAAGCACACCAUUUUUUUAAAAACAGAAAAGAAAGUUUAUACCUAAAAAUAAAGAAUGAUGAAGGACAAAAAAGAAAAAAAUAUCAUUUAUACACAAAAAAGAAUUACAAACAUAUUAAAUGUAUAUUAAUGUUGAAUAUUU